AUGGCGACGACGAACCUAGCUGCCCGCUCCCCAACACCCCAGCAGCAUGCCCAGCCCUUGUCGAAGCGAGACAAGAGACGCACUGCGAUCCAUGACCGACUCAAUGAUAUCCGAGAAGCGUUUACCAACAAUCGCGACUACCAUUUCCGCCAGCAUGUGCAUGAGCUUCAGAAUGAGAUGGCCCUGAUCGCCAAUGCUGAAGUUUAUGACGAGUGGCCAAUGAGCGAUGCCCCCGAAGACGUUGCCAAUCAGCUUAAGCAGCUGGCUGCGAGCGGGCAUACCGUAUCGGAGGCCCCCGUAACUGGGCGGUGGUACUCGAGAUUUGUUGACGAGAUAAAUCGGAGUAAGGAAGAGAGGGAUGUGGAGCUGACCGUCGUUAUGCAUCGUCAUCGUGACAAUCUCAACAGGUUAAAGCAAGAUCGAGAAUUCCGACACCAAUUCGCCAUCGAGGAGUGUGCCAAACUAACUGACACGAUUCGGGAGCGGCUGAUCCAGUCAAUCUCCCAGCGAAAGAACCGCCUGAUGCGUGAAAAGGAGCAACUCGAUGUUGCAGACACGAAUGCUCUGCUUCUUCAUCCAAAUCAAUUCAGCAUCACAAAUCCCGGAAGCCCUGGCGGACUCCAGAGCAACCGAAAAACAAGGCACACUCGCCAUAGAGUCGAUGUUGAUGAGAUGGGUAACGCGAUUAUCGCAGAAACAGCCAUCAAGAGGAAGCGAAAAGCACCAGCGGACGACGACUUCGGAUCGCCGAAUGUUGAAGGCCUUUCCACACCCGCAGAUCGCGCCAAGGCCCGUUUGAACCAGCAACAAAACGCGCCGUUGUACAACAUCCUCUCUCUUUUCACCGAAAAGGAACUUGCCAUGCAUAGCAAUCAGGCGCACGUUGCCGCGUUACACUUCCUGUCAGCUUCAAAACGCGCCAAGCAGGCGGCGGGCUCGGCGGGACAGGGCAUUGAAGGCGAAGAAGGAGCGGGAUCCGGUGACACGAGCAGCCAAGAAGAUGGCAUGGCCGCACCGGAGAUGGAACGAACAGCCAGUCAAAACGUGCACGCGACACGUUCGACACGGAAUAACGCAACCGCCGGGCUCAACCUCCUCGGAGAACUCACCGACAAGAACGCAAACCGCCCCAACUUACCGUAUUUCAUCCUGGGCAACUAUCACCAACGGCCCAACGGCUCGGGAACGGCGCCACCCCCGCCGCCUUUGAUGCCCGAGGAGAUCGAGGAUGACAUUGCGCGCAUUGAAAAGCUGAAGAAGACGAAGCCGCGUGGAUGGAUCGAUAAUCGUCUCGUCAACCACCUGCUGGACGCGCUCGUGCCGCCGGAGUCCGAGGCGACGACGGUCAGCUGCGAGCGAUUCAGCAGCCUGCACCCAGACUUUCCGCGGGAGAUGGAUGUGCAUCUAGUUCGGGCGUAUCCUCGGCAAGACAGCUAG
Molecule: messenger RNA, 1437 nt
Organism: Coccidioides posadasii C735 delta SOWgp
Lineage: Eukaryota; Fungi; Ascomycota; Eurotiomycetes; Onygenales; Onygenaceae
Biological process (GO): negative regulation of transcription by RNA polymerase II
Cellular component (GO): Sin3-type complex
Molecular function (GO): histone deacetylase binding
Source: RefSeq, a predicted model, not a curated record